CCGAGCCCCGCGCGGGAGGCGGGAUGCCCCGCGGCCGCCGCACUUGGGCUCGCGCGCUGCCCUGAGCCGGCCGGCCCAGCCGCGGCGGGCGCGCGGCGCCGCGGGCGCCAUGGAGCAGUGGCGGCAGUGUGGCCGCUGGCUCAUCGACUGCAAGGUCCUGCCGCCCAACCACCGCGUCGUGUGGCCCUCGGCAGUGGUCUUCGACCUGGCGCAGGCGCUGCGCGACGGGGUCCUCCUGUGCCAGCUGCUGCACAACCUUUGCCCCGGCUCCAUCGACCUAAAGGACAUCAACUUCCGGCCGCAGAUGUCCCAGUUCCUGUGCCUGAAGAACAUACGCACCUUCCUCAAAGUCUGCCACGACAAGUUCGGACUGAGAAACAGCGAGCUGUUCGACCCCUUUGACCUCUUCGACGUCCGAGACUUCGGGAAGGUCAUCUCCGCGGUGUCCCGCCUGUCCCUGCACAGCAUCGCCCAGAACAAAGGGAUCAGGCCUUUUCCCUCGGAGGAGACCACAGAGAAUGACGAUGACGUCUACCGCAGCCUGGAGGAGCUGGCCGACGAGCAUGACCUGGGGGAGGACAUCUACGACUGCGUGCCGUGCGAGGACGGAGGGGACGACAUCUACGAGGACAUCAUCAAGGUGGAGGUGCAGCAGCCCAUGAUUAGGUACAUGCAGAAGAUGGGCAUGACUGAGGAUGACAAGAGGAGCUGCUGCUUGCUGGAGAUCCAGGAGACCGAGGCCAAGUACUACCGGACGCUGGAGGACAUCGAGAAGAACUACAUGAGCCCCCUGCGGCUGGUGCUGAGCCCGGCGGACAUGGCGGCCGUCUUCAUCAACCUGGAGGACCUGAUCAGGGUGCACCACAGCUUCCUGAGGGCCAUCGGCGUGUCCGUGACGGCGGGGGGCGGUGCCCUGGCCAAGGUCUUCCUCGAGUUCAAGGAGAGGCUCCUGAUCUACGGGGAGUACUGCAGCCACAUGGAGCACGCCCAGAACACGCUGAGCCAGCUGCUGGCCAGCCGGGAGGACUUCCGGCAGAAGGUCGAGGAGUGCACGCUGAAGGUCCAGGACGGCAAGUUCAAGCUGCAAGACCUGCUCGUGGUGCCCAUGCAGAGGGUGCUCAAGUACCACCUGCUCCUGAAGGAACUACUGAGCCAUUCUACUGACCGGCCUGAGAGGCAGCAGCUCAAAGAAGCACUGGAAGCCAUGCAGGACCUGGCGAUGUACAUCAAUGAAGUCAAGCGGGACAAGGAGACCUUGAAGAAGAUCAGCGAGUUCCAGAGUUCCAUAGAGAACUUGCAAGUGAAACUGGAGGAGUUCGGGAGGCCGAAGAUCGACGGGGAGCUCAAAGUCCGGUCCAUCGUGAACCACACCAAGCAAGACAGGUACCUGUUCCUGUUCGACAAGGUGGUCAUCGUCUGCAAGCGGAGGGGCUACAGCUACGAGCUGAAGGAGAUCAUCGAGCUGCUCUUCCACAAGAUGACGGACGACCCCAUGAACAACAAGGACAUCAAGAAGUGGUCCUAUGGCUUCUACCUGAUUCACCUUCAAGGAAAGCAAGGCUUCCAGUUCUUCUGCAAGACGGAGGACAUGAAGAGGAAGUGGAUGGAGCAGUUCGAGAUGGCCAUGUCCAACAUCAAGCCAGACAAGGCCAACGCCAACCACCACAGCUUCCAGAUGUACACGUUUGACAAGACCACCAACUGCAAAGCCUGCAAAAUGUUCCUCAGGGGCACCUUCUACCAGGGUUACCUGUGCACCAAGUGCGGCGUCGGGGCGCACAAGGAGUGCCUGGAGGUGAUGCCUCCCUGCAAGAUCAGUUCUCCGGCGGACCUGGACGCCUCUGGAGCGGGACCAGGUCCCAAGAUGGUGGCCGUGCAGAAUUACCAUGGCAACCCGGCUCCUCCCGGGAAGCCUGUGCUGACCUUCCAGACGGGGGACGUGAUCGAGCUGCUGAGAGGAGACCCCGAGUCCCAGUGGUGGGAGGGCCGGCUGGUGCAGACCAGGAAGUCGGGGUACUUCCCCAGCUCAUCUGUGAAGCCCUGCCCUGUGGAUGGACGGCCGCCCGUCAGCCGGCCGCCGUCGCGGGAGAUGGACUACACCGUGUACCCCUGGUUCGCGGGCAGCAUGGAGCGGCAGCAGACGGACAACCUGCUCAAGGCCCACGCCAGCGGCACCUACCUGAUCCGGGAGCGCCCCGCCGAGGCCGAGCGCUUCGCCAUCAGCAUCAAGUUCAACGACGAGGUGAAGCACAUCAAGGUCGUGGAGAAGGACAACUGGAUCCACAUCACAGAAGCCAAGAAAUUCGACAGCCUCCUGGAGUUGGUUGAGUACUACCAGUGCCACUCGCUCAAGGAGAGCUUCAAGCAGCUGGACACCACGCUCAAGUACCCCUACAAGUCUCGGGAGCGCUCCGCCUCCAGGGCCUCCAGCCGGUCCCCAGCUUCCUGUGCUUCCUACAACUUUUCUUUUCUCAGCCCUCAGGGCCUCAGCUUUGCUUCCCCGGGCCCCUCCGCUCCCUUCUGGUCAGUGUUCACGCCCCGAGUCAUCGGGGCAGCCGUGGCCAGGUACAACUUCGCGGCGCGGGACAUGCGGGAGCUCUCGCUGCGGGAGGGCGACGUGGUGCGCAUCUACAGCCGGGUCGGCGGGGACCAGGGCUGGUGGAAGGGCGAGACCAGCGGACGGAUCGGUUGGUUUCCGUCGACGUACGUAGAAGAGGAGGGCGUCCAGUGACGGCGGAAGCACGGCAGCCACUCGGAUUUCCUCCGGAGACUCGCUCCAGCUCCAGAGCCUGCCUCUAGCUCCUCCGCGACUCGAGGGGAAACACUCUCCGACUUUCCGCGGCCCACGGGAAGGGGGAGGGCGUUCAAAAUCCCAAAUCCGAACCGUGUCACCGCUAGUCUGCCGCGGGGAGUGCUGCUUGUACAUAGAGGAAGCCCAGGUCGGCCCCCCCAGAGCGCGAGGGGGGCAGCGCCCACAGUGCCGUGUGGCCCUGAGUGACAACAGCUCGCGGCUCGCCCCUCGGGCUGAGCUGGCAUUCGGGAGCCUCCGUUCAGACAGCAGAUCUGUCCAGGGAGACCGGGGACAGCAGAGGGGACCUGCCCCAGCCCCUCUGCUCAGCCUCCGCCCCCAGCCUGCUGCUCGCAGGAGGCCUCGGGCCUGGAGAGGCAAACGGGAGCCCUGCCGUGGGAGGAGAGAGCCUCGCACGGGGCCCUGCGGUCCUGGCGCCCCGGGGCUGCCCCGACCUCCUCCCGUCCCUCCACGCCGGGGCCUGCAGAGACCCCCGGCACCCCUCUCUGGGGAGGGGCCUCAGGAAGGAGGCUGUCGCUGCACCUGCUGCCCAGUCGAUGGUACUGUUCUUCGCCCUGCAAGCCCCACCCCCACCCCCCGCCGCCCGCCGUGCCCUGCCGCCAGGCAGAUACGUCUUUGCAGACCCUGAAUCGGGCAGGGAAGGAAACAGAGUUUUCCCUUGCGAGGCCCCUGCCGCUGGCGGGCCUGCCCAGGAGGCGGCCCAGUCGGGGCCUCCUCCCCCUGCCAGGGGGUCCCCGAGGGCCUGCAUAGCCUUCGCAUGAGAUGUCGGUUUUAGCGUGGCGGGACCUGCUUCCAGGGGCUUCUGCA
Microcebus murinus (gray mouse lemur) is the source of this 3616-nucleotide messenger RNA. The record is from RefSeq and is a predicted model, not a curated record. NCBI's taxonomy places the organism in Eukaryota, Metazoa, Chordata, Mammalia, Primates, Cheirogaleidae.